Molecule: messenger RNA, 2725 nt
Organism: Carlito syrichta (Philippine tarsier)
Lineage: Eukaryota; Metazoa; Chordata; Mammalia; Primates; Tarsiidae
Gene: FAM114A2
Product: family with sequence similarity 114 member A2
Exons: 13
Coding region: 116-1525 (469 amino acids)
Source: RefSeq, a predicted model, not a curated record
UGAAUCUUUGUAGAAACCCAUAACCCCAUUUGGCAGGUGAGGAGAGACGGAGUAGACAGGUGACCUGACCUCCCUAAAAUUGCUGCAGGACUGGAAGGAAGUCUCUCCAGAGCUCAUGGUCUUGGCUGCUGAGCUGUCCCGCUCUCCAUUUAGUGAUGUUCUAAUCAUGUCAGAUAAAGAUGUUACUGAGACUCCAGUGCUAACUGAAACAACCCCCAUCCUUGAAGAUGGAAACUGUGAACCAGCCAAGAAUUCUGAGUCUGUUGACCAAAGUGCCAAGCCAGAGAGUAAAUCAGAACCUGUAGCUCUCACUCGGAAAAGACCAGAGGCCAAGUCUUCCAGUGACCUUGAGACUCCAAAGGUUCUCCCUGCUCAGGAGACUGUUUCUAAAGAAGCACCCCAGACUGGAUGGGGCUAUUGGGGCAGUUGGGGCAAGUCCUUACUCUCCUCAGCCUCCGCUACGGUAGCCACAGUCGGACAAGGUAUUUCAAAUGCCAUUGAGAAGGCAGAGACUUCCCUUGGAAUCCCUAGUCCCAGUGAAAUUUCAAGUGAUGUCAAGUACACAACAGGAGAGACAGAUGUCAAAGAGAGUGAAAACUCCCCCAUAGCCACUGGGCCAUUUGGUGUGUUCUCAACCAUCUCUACUGCUGUUCAGAGCACAGGAAAGAGCGUUAUCAGUGGGGGUUUGGAUGCCCUAGAAUUCAUUGGAAAAAAGACAAUGGAUGUAAUAGCAGAAGGGGAUCCUGGAUUUAAAAGAACUAAGGGUCUGAUGAACCGGAAUUCCACAUUGUCUCAGAUGAAAUCUAUCCUUAUUUCUCUGAGUGGAGAAGAAUUAGAGACGCUAAAACUUGAAUUAGAGCAACUCAAAGAAGCAUUUUCUCUGGAAGAAUUUUGUGAAGAAGAAGAAGAAGAGAAAAAAGGGGAUGAAGAUUUUACCAAGGAGAUAACAGAGCUAUUUUCCCAGCUGCACGUCUCCUCCAAACCAGAGAAACUUGCCAAGGCAAGAAAUACUGCCCACGAGUGGAUCAGGACAUCUCUGCCUAAGCCAUUAGCAGAGAAAGAAGAAGGAGAAGAACAGUUGGAAGCAGAGAAUACUGAGCAGGUCAACAAAAAUUCAAUAGAGGAUAUCCAUGCAUUUGCAAUCCGAAGCCUAGCGGAACUGACUGCCUGCUCAAUUGAACUGUUCCACAAAACAGCAGCGUUGGUUCUGCAUGGUGGGAAGCAGGAAGUGACAGCCAUAGAAAGGAGCCAGGCUCUUUCCCAGAUGACAGUUGUAUUGUGUAAAGAGUUGUCCUCUCUGUCUAAAGAGUUCACCACCUGCCUAACAACUGCUGGGGUCAAAGAAAAGGCAGAUAUCCUUAACCCAUUAAUCACUGCAGUAUUUCUAGAGGCAUCAAACAGUGCCUCCUACAUCCAGGAUGCCUUUCAGCUGCUCUUACCUGUGCUAGAGAUCUCUCUCAUUGAGAGUAAGACUGGAUCACCUAGGCAUGAGCCACAGGACCAGAGGCCUUUGUCAGAACAUUGAAGAACAUAGAAGAUUUGACGUGGAAUUUGUGAUGGCCAAGAAAUGCAACUUUCUUCUGGUUACGCCUGUAGAAAUGAAGGAACAGGGUUGUUUGGGUGUAUAAAAAUUCAGACAGGAGAGCAGAUUUAAAGAGGAAUUUUGUUGCCUUCACUGCUUGGUUAAAGUAUUCAAGUCCUCAUGUUAUUCUUACCAGUUGUUGUGUUAAUAAUUAAUAAAUUAUUUGAAAAGAAACACUUGUAGAAAGUCCAAGAAUAAUAACUCUAGAUAAAGAUUAGUGGGACACUCAUGCAGAAAUGUUUUUGUUUUUUUUUUUUGACAUGUUGCAAAACACUAAACAGUUUUGUCAUGGAUAUAACUGGUUUUUAAGCAAGAGAAAAAGGGCUUAAUUUAGUAUUUUAGAAUUCAUGACAUGCUUGGUUUAUUAAUGCCAUAUACUUUCUGUUUUUUGGAAUAAGACCUAUGACUUUAAGAAAACUGAGCAUAUGCAAACUCUGUAAUGAUUACCUUUAAUCACAUGAAUUAUUGGAAGUGGUUAGGAAGUUUCCUCUGUUCUUUAAUUCUCAGCUGAUAUUUGACAGUGAGGAGAGGCUUACAGAAUGUUAUAUUUGUGGUCACGUGAAUUAACUAUAGCAAAGUGCCCUUUGGCUUCAAAUUGCUCCCGCCCAGGAUGAGAAGCUUUAAGUUGUAGCUCAUCCCUACUCAGCCGGGUUUAAGGUAAUAAGUGAAGUUUAGAGAAACAGUUUCGCACUUGCAGAUAUUAUGAGUCUUCCCAGGAUGUAUUUCAUGCCUAUAAAUUCCUUCACCGCCAACUCCAAAGGAGUGUUGUAGCGGUUUUAAUAGUGGAGUUUUUGUUGUUUGAGUAUUGUUUAAAUGGACUGUAAGAGACCUAUGGAAGUGAUGUUCAUUUAUAACAGGAUGUAACCUCUAAGACACAAUAUAUUUUUUCCUCAUUCUUUUUUGUUUUAAUGUAUUCUUUCGCAUGUUUUAAAAUAUAACUUUUAUCUUCCAGAUCUUACGCUUUUUGCUCUCUUCAACAACUUAAGAGACUAUUAAGGAGUCAUCUUCCUGAAAGCUAUUUUGAUAUCCACUGUUUUUCAAAAAGUUCUCCAACAUUAUGGUUUUUAAUGAUUAAAGUAACUUUUGUGAGCUCUGCCCCUCAUCUUCUAAAACCUUUAAAAUAAAAUGUAAUGAUCAUGUUAA